Zychaea mexicana is the source of this 735-nucleotide messenger RNA. RefSeq lists its product as uncharacterized. The transcript has 3 exons. The record is from RefSeq and is a predicted model, not a curated record. Bases 1 to 735 code for a protein of 244 amino acids. Lineage: Eukaryota; Fungi; Mucoromycota; Mucoromycetes; Mucorales; Lichtheimiaceae.
AUGGGUGCUACGACAUCGCGAGAAGCUGCUCGUCGACUACCGAAACAAGUCAAAAGCGAGAAUCUUUCAAAACCUACGGCAUCACCUUCAACCAUUCAUGACGAUUAUAAGCAAGCAGCUGCAGCACCCGAUGCACCAUUACCAGAAGAAGAGGAAGAACAACGCGAUCCUGAAUUACACAAGAAGCUCACAAAAAUAGGUCCAGUUAAAGUAGAACCUACGGUUACGCGUAUGCGAACUUCUGAUAAUAUGCUACAUAUCAUCCGUGAACGACAACGGAUCGAAGAAGACGAAGACCUCGGCCGACUAUCCCAAGUUCCUAAUCGAACCACGAUUGAUGUCAUUUUCUCUGCCUUGGAGCAACGUAAACGAUUAGCGCCAGGCGACUUGAAUAACGAAAAGGUGCUGCAAGGCCUGUCGCGAGACUAUGGAUUGGAUGUGCCGACAUUACAAAGCUUGUACAAGUAUUAUAAUACCAUGGCUGUAUUGCCUGCUAGACCAGACGACCAAAAGAAUCGCAAAUACGGUAUUUGGGCUGAAAAUAAACAAGAAUGGCAACAGGCACUGGAUACGGCAAUUGCACGCAACGAGGAAAUCAAGCAGAAGAUCCGAGUGGAAAAGUCAGAAACAGCAGCAACGAUUGGUAGUAGUAGUGGCAAAAAGGAACAGGCAGAACGGACAUUGACAGAUGCAGAAAAGAAAGAGAAACGUUUACAAGAUUUGUUUGAAGACUAG